CAUAUGGUAAGACUAACCGUAGACAAGCAUACCCCAGGUACAGGCUCCAUAGACACGCACACAGAACAGAACCAUCUCGUAAACAAUGGUAAAGGCCGUAAAGCUGCUGGUGGCGUCUCUCUCCUCCUCCAGUUGCUUCAUAACAUUGUACACCUCCAGAACCAGAAGCCUCCGCCCCAUCGCCACCACUUCCGCCACCAGCGCCGUCGCCGCCUCCAAUCUUCGUUUACACAUCGCCAGAGCUUCGUCUACGUCUACUCAUACACACAAGAUGAAUUCGGAGCUUUACACAUUCGGACCUUACAAAAUUACCCCCAAGGAAGUCUUCUACUCCACCGAUCUCUGCUUCGCCAUGGUCAACCUCCGCCCUGUUGUUCCUGGGAGUAUGAAUGGGAGAUUGAAGAACAGUGCAUUGCAAAAAGGAAAUUACCAUGGUCACGUGCUUGUCUGCCCAAGGCGUGAGGUAAAGCGCUUUGUUGAUCUCACUGCUGAGGAGACUGUUGAUAUGUGGCUUACAGCGCAGAAGGUUGGUAGUCGGCUCGAGAACUACCACAAAGCAUCUUCACUAACAUUAACUAUCCAAGAUGGUCCCCAGGCAGGACAGACUGUCCCCCAUGUUCAUAUCCAUAUCCUUCCAAGAAAAAGUGGUGACUUUGAGAAAAGUGAUGAUGCUUAUGAUGCUAUUGAUGAGAAAGAGAAGGAACUAAAGCAGAAACUCGACUUGGACAAGGAAAGAAAGGACAGAACCCUUGAGGAGAUGUCUGAAGAGGCAGAUGAAUACAGAAGGCUACUUUCAUAAGUCAUAAUUAUGUUAAUAUUGACCGGUGGUGCAACAUAUAGUUGAUCUCUCCAUGUUGUUUCCAACAUGUUUGGAUGAUUGUAUUGACCUACUAAGAUGCAGUUUAUGCAUUACCAGUAUAUGGCUUACUUCAUUCAUUAUUAUGAAAUGAAGACGACAUUUUUUUUUGGUUUGGAACCAGUUCUGUUUUGUUUAAUCUAAGAUGUUUUUGGUAGAAUGAAGGAACGAGGGUAGGUAAUUGAGAUACUCUUGAAUAGAGGACAUUUUCUUUCAGCUUUUGCUCUGUGUUUUGCCUACACCUUGUUGCCAAUCUUCAGUGGCCUUGAUUUCCCACAGCCAUGCUGAUUUAGCACAAGAUGGGUCCUUUGAACUAGCAGUGAAUGUUAAAAUGAAAUUUUUAGUAAUGUUGGAUC
This is a messenger RNA of Camellia sinensis, 1212 nucleotides long. RefSeq names its product bifunctional bis(5'-adenosyl)-triphosphatase/adenylylsulfatase FHIT. Gene Ontology annotation, molecular function: catalytic activity. The record is from RefSeq and is a predicted model, not a curated record. NCBI's taxonomy places the organism in Eukaryota, Viridiplantae, Streptophyta, Magnoliopsida, Ericales, Theaceae.